This is a messenger RNA of Labrus mixtus (cuckoo wrasse), 5853 nucleotides long. It is a transcript of the gene nnt, whose product is annotated as nicotinamide nucleotide transhydrogenase. The transcript has 22 exons. NCBI's taxonomy places the organism in Eukaryota, Metazoa, Chordata, Actinopteri, Labriformes, Labridae. Bases 150 to 3413 code for a protein of 1087 amino acids. Gene Ontology annotation, molecular function: NAD binding; NADP binding. The record is from RefSeq and is a predicted model, not a curated record. Gene Ontology annotation, cellular component: mitochondrial inner membrane. Gene Ontology annotation, biological process: NADPH regeneration; proton transmembrane transport.
UCCUGUGCCGGCCGUUUCUCGCGACACCUUCCGGGUUACCCGACAGUUCGCCUGUGCUGCACUGUAGAGCCAGGACUAUUUGCAAAGGAGGGGUGUUCUCUGUCCUGUCGAGCUCCUCCUGGUGUGAGAGUGUCGGGUGUGUGUGCACCAUGGCGAGUCUCCUCCGUGUUGUGGCAGCUAGCUGCUCGUCCCCGGUGUUCAGCGCAGUCUCCUGCGCGAAGCUGCAGAGCGGCCGUUCAGUCAAAGCGUCAUGCGUUCGCUUCUUCAGGACCCAUCAAGCUCUGGGACGAUGUGCUAGUCCAGGUAUUCCAUACAAACAACUCACAGUCGGUGUACCCAAAGAAAUUUUCCAGAAUGAACGCCGUGUUGCGAUUUCCCCCGCUGGAGUCCAGGCGCUCAUCAAGCAGGGCUUCAAUGUUGUGGUGGAGUCGGGAGCUGGAGAGCCUUCAAAGUUCCCUGAUGAACAGUACACCGAGGCUGGAGCAUCAAUCAAGGACAUUAAAGAUGUCCUGGCAUCAGAUGUGCUGGUCAAGGUCCGUGCUCCCAUUUUCAACCCUGAUUUGGGCGUCCACGAGGUGGAGUUGAUGAAGGACGCCGCCACUUUGUUCAGCUUCAUCUACCCAGCUCAGAACCCCGAGCUGAUGGACUUGCUGUCCCAGAAGAAGGCCACCGUCGUGGCUAUGGACCAGGUGCCCCGAGUCACUAUCGCCCAGGGUUACGACGCUCUGAGCUCAAUGGCAAACAUCGCUGGCUACAAGGCUGUUGUGUUGGCGGCUAACAACUUUGGUCGCUUUUUCACCGGACAGAUCACAGCAGCAGGGAAAGUACCACCUGCAAAGGUUCUGAUCAUUGGAGGAGGUGUGGCUGGAUUGGCAGCAGCUGGUUCUGCCAGAGCCAUGGGAGCCAUUGUCAGAGGAUUUGAUACCAGAGCUGCAGCUUUGGAGCAGUUCAAAUCUCUGGGUGCAGAGCCGCUGGAGGUGAACAUGAAGGAGUCAGGAGAGGGCCAGGGAGGCUACGCCAAGGAAAUGUCAAAGGAAUUCAUAGAAGAAGAAAUGAAGCUGUUUGCCAGACAGUGUCGGGAAGUGGACAUCGUUAUCAGCACUGCUCUUAUCCCUGGUAGGAGGGCGCCCAUCCUGAUCACCACACCCAUGGUGGAGAGCAUGAAAGAUGGGUCUGUGGUGGUGGACUUGGCUGCUGAGGCUGGAGGAAACAUUGAGACCACAGUACCUGGAGAGCUGUCAGUAUACAAGGGAGUGACCCACAUCGGCUACACAGACCUGCCCAGCCGUUUGCCGACUCAGUCCAGCACUCUGUACUCCAACAACAUCACUAAGUUGAUGCGAGCCCUCAGCCCCGGCACGGAUAACUUUUUCCUCGACGUGAAGGAAGUGUUUGACUACGGCACCAUGGAUCACGUGGUCAGAGGGUCUGUUGUCAUGCAGAAUGGAAAGAAUCUGUUCCCCGCUCCUCAGCCCAACAACGUGCCAGUCGCAGCUCCUCCUAAACCCAAGAGCAUCCAGGAGCUGGAGAAGGAGAAGGCUGCACAAGUCUCCCCCUUUAAGGCCACACUUACCACCGCUGGCAUUUACACAGGAGGCGCUGCCACCCUGCUGAGUCUGGGUCUGUCGGCUCCCAACGCCGCCUUCACUCAGAUCGUCACAACCUUCGGUCUGGCCGGCAUCGUGGGAUACCACACCGUGUGGGGAGUCACUCCCGCUCUGCACUCUCCUCUUAUGUCCGUCACCAACGCCAUCUCAGGACUGACAGCUGUGGGUGGUCUGUCCCUGAUGGGUGGUGGCUACACCCCGAACACCACCGCUGAGUCUCUGGCUCUGCUGGCUGCCUUCAUCUCCUCGGUCAACAUUGCCGGUGGUUUCCUUGUGACAAAGAAGAUGUUGGACAUGUUCAAGCGUUCCACCGAUCCCCCAGAGCACAACUACCUUUAUCUUCUCCCUGGUGGGGUCUUUGUCGGAGGUUACGCCGCCGCCCUGCAUUCUGGGUACAACAUUGAACAGAUGAUGUACUUGGGCUCCGGUCUGUGCUGUGUCGGUGCCCUGGCCGGUCUUUCCAACCAGAAGACUGCCCGUCUGGGUAACGCUUUGGGUAUGAUGGGAGUUGCUGGGGGUGUCAUUGCCACUUUGGGGGCCCUCAAGCCAAGUCCUGAACUCCUGGCGCAGAUGAGCGCAGCCAUGGCUGUUGGUGGUACUGCUGGCCUGGCCAUAGCUAAGAGGAUCCAGAUCACUGACUUGCCCCAGCUUGUGGCAGCCUUCCACAGCCUGGUGGGGAUGGCUGCCGUGCUCACCUGUGUAGCUGAAUACAUGAUCGAAUACCCCCACUUUGCCACAGACCCCGCAGCUAACCUCACCAAGAUAGUCGCCUACCUCGGCACCUUCAUCGGCGGUGUCACUUUCAGUGGCUCUUUGAUUGCAUACGGCAAACUGCAAGGUGUUCUGAACAGCUCUCCCCUCAUGCUCCCCGGUCGUCACGCUCUGAACGCUUCUCUCAUGGCCGCCAGUGUUGGUGGGAUGAUUCCCUACAUGAUGGACCCGAGUUACAUCACAGGCAUCACCUGUCUCGGAUCGGUCUCUGCUCUCUCUGCUGUCAUGGGUGUAACUCUGACAGCAGCUAUUGGCGGCGCUGACAUGCCCGUGGUCAUCACCGUAUUGAACAGUUACUCCGGGUGGGCCCUAUGCGCUGAGGGCUUCCUGCUCAAUAACAACCUGCUGACCAUUGUCGGAGCUCUCAUUGGAUCGUCUGGAGCCAUCCUGUCUUACAUUAUGUGUGUGGCCAUGAACCGUUCUCUGGCUAAUGUGAUCCUGGGAGGCUACGGCACGUCCUCCACCGGCACAGGAAAGCCCAUGGAGAUCACAGGGACACACACCGAGGUCAACGUGGAUCAGACUGUCGACAUGAUUAAAGACGCCCAGAGCAUAAUCAUCACUCCAGGUUAUGGACUUUGCGCUGCAAAGGCCCAGUACCCCAUCGCUGAGCUGGUGAAGAUGCUUCAUGAAGCUGGCAAAGAUGUCAGGUUUGGAAUUCACCCUGUGGCUGGCCGCAUGCCUGGUCAACUCAAUGUGCUGCUGGCUGAAGCUGGUGUCCCGUAUGAUAUCGUCCUGGAAAUGGAGGAGAUUAAUGAGGACUUCGCUGAGACCGACCUUACCCUUGUGAUCGGUGCCAAUGACACUGUCAACUCAGCCGCUCAGGAAGACCCUAACUCCAUCAUUGCUGGUAUGCCCGUGCUGGAGGUUUGGAAGUCUAAGCAGGUGGUUGUGAUGAAGCGUUCCUUGGGAGUGGGUUACGCUGCAGUAGAUAACCCCAUCUUCUACAAGCCCAACACUGCAAUGUUGCUAGGCGAUGCCAAGAAGACCUGUGAUGCCCUGCAAGCAAAGGUCCGCGAGUCCCAGAACCAGUAAGGUGGGCCGAAGGACUCUCCGAUAACAGCACACAUGGAUUAGGGAGGAUGACGAGUCGGAUCACAGCAUUAAGAUCCUCACUGUUCAACUUGAAUGACAAAAAUUGAGCAGUGAUGAUCAAUAAAACAAAACAGUUGUUGGCACACCCUUCCUGUCAUCUAGGAAUAAAAGAAACAGUAACGUUGUUGUAAAAAAAACGUGUGCAGUAGGAGCCAAACAAUGCAAAUACAGUGAGUUUUAGUGCCGCCACAUUGACAAUAUUCUUCCAGAUUGUGUUUCUCUUUGUCAGAUCUUUUAUUCCUAGAUCAUAAAGAAGGGUAACCAUGUGCAUGUGGUCUGUAAUCUGGAGAGCAGCUGACAUAAAAGUCCUUUUAAUUUUAGACACCUGUAUUAAUGUAAAACAAUCGGAGCUGUAGGUACAGUAACAUGUUAGAUAUGUUUAAUUCACUUUUAGGAUAUAGUCAAUAGUUGAGGGAAAAUGUAAGAUGCGUUGGAAUAACAAAAGGAAAAAUAUAAAAUGGUGAACCAGCAGAGGAAGAGGGAUAAGACGCUUAAGCUCUUGAUGUUUUCCCUCAUUGUAAAGACUGUUCUAUUCCUUCUUUUUCUCCAGAGAUUUCUUUUGUUAGAGGAAUUCGAUGUUCCCUUUGAUUGAUAUGUUUGCUUUAAUCGUUAUGUCACACUUUCUUCUUCUUUACAAGAAAAAGAAAAAAAGCAUAAUAGUUCAACAUUGUUGUAAAGUUCUUUCAGUUUCAGAUUUGUACUGUAUUGAGAGAUUUUUUGUAUUCGGACUAAUAAUUAACUAAGAACAUGCCUACAUGAUCACUAUGCCAACUGUUGGAAGCUAUUCAUGCCAUUUUUUUCUUUUUCUCUUUUUACCUGACUCUUGUGUCUUGUGACCUCCACCUUUGCCUUUUGUGCAGAAACCACACGUGGAUUCAGAAACAGUUAAAAAAAAUCCAUUCAAACGUCGCCUAUCGGGCAUUCAAUGCAAUAAAACCAAAUUGAUCUGGUCUUUAAUAAGUAUGAGACCACAGCUGUCCUGUAACUCUUGUAAAGAUGAAACAAACACUCUCAGAGAUCUGAUAGCCGAAUGGAUUUUAUGAUGUUUUUGAACCAGGUGUGUCUCGUCCUCUUGUGUGGUUCUGAUAUUACAGUACAUGUGACGGUAGCCUUUGUGGUAAAAGAGGUUGUUUUGUUUUUUUCAAGUGAAUGUGGCUCAUACACUCCAAUAUGUGUUUCCUCAUUAUUGCUCUAGAGGGUAAUGAAGGAUCACUGUUUGUAAAGUACAGCCAGAUGGUAUCAUUACUGAUGUGUAGAGUCUAAAGCAACAAAGCCGUUAAUUAGCUUGUUGAUACAUGUCAGAAUACAGGAUUUGUUUGAAGAUAUUAUUAAGUGUGCAUUUCCCAAUUCUUUAGUUAAAGCUUAUCAUUUUGCCAUAAACUUAAACUUGUGCCCCCCCCCCCCCCCCCCCCCCCCCCCCCCAAUUUUUAAGAUCUAACGGCACAAAUAUAGAUGAAUUGGUUGUUGUAUAACCACUUGAUUAAAGAUCCCUGACAUAUUGACAGUAGUUCCCAUUCUACACCUGACUUUACAUAGCAGAGCCAAUUGAACUAGACCACCAGAAUUAAGAAGACACCAGAAGUCAAUCAAUGUUAGACAUUCAGUUAACAGCAGAUGAACUUGUAAGCAGUUUAAGGAACAAUAGCUCCUGAAGUGACAGGCUGGUAGUUUUUGUUGUAUUGAAAUGUAAAUGGAAGUACUGUUGGAGGUUGGUUAUUAUACUUUCACCCUGGGACCCGAUACAUCGUCAACUCUCCUACCUCUCCAUAAAAUGACCAAUAACUUUCCAUAUGACCUUCAUCAGACCAAUAUCCUUUAACUAACUAAUGGACCAGUGAUAUUUCAGCCACCAACCUUAAAUCAGCCAUGCCUCUGUUAUCCUAAACCUGACCAAUUGCCUUCUGUUUUGUGUUCACAUUGUGUUUAUUUUUAACCAUCAGACCUCAGUUUCCUGCUGGCUAGUUUUACUGUAUGUUAUGCAAGUGUAGAGCUGCAGAUGUCAUCGCUGCUCAUGAAGGGUUAAUAUUUUUGCACGUCAAUUUACACAAGAAAUUGCUGUCUUUAAUGACUGUUAGAUGGGACAUUUUUCUUACUAUUUGUAGCUUGUUGCCACUUUUUCUAUUGUAUAGGUUUUGAUGAAAUUAAGGGAGAGGAAAAAUCAUAAAUUCUUAAAUGGCCAAUAUGCCCCCAAAUGCCCUUAUCGUUUGCCUUCUUGAGUAUUUUUGUAAGGAAGCUAUUUGUGUAGAGCAACAAUUGGGCUUAUGAAGUUGUACGAUGUUACAGUGCACCAUGUAAGGAAGAUGAAAUGUACUGUGAAUGUUUUCCCUCUUGUUUAUCAUGGAACAUUUUCAUCCCUAAUAAAACCUGUAUUUACACUAGA